AUGUGCCUCGGAGGCAUCCGCCGGGGCGUCCAGCAGCCCAAGCAACGUCUCGUUGGCGUUCAGCCUCCAGUAGUCUCUCUGUUCUCCUCGAUUGGAACCCACCCUUUGCAGCUGUUCUCGGUUUCGGUAGAUCCCACACUCCCUGCAGAUUCAGUUAUCCACUUCCUGAACGACCACACUUCCUUGCCGCCGCCCGAUGCAAGCGUACAACUUAUCCAGAUUCCCGAGCAAACCGAGCAAGAGUCCUCCUGUGAUCAAUCUUCACCGCACGACUUGACUUGUGUGGUUCUCCAUGUCCAAUCACCCACAAUCCAAACCACAUUUAUCCGCUGUCCGCCCUAUAAUGAUGGAUCCAAAGCAACGCUUGGCCUAACGCACCAAUGGCUGCAUAUGCAGCUCAGAGACCUGGGACGUGAAUUUAGCUUUGAGAUUGGAUUGGUUGAUACCGCCGGACGGGCGGGGGUGCUUAGGUGUUCGACGUUCCAGGAGGAGCCGCGAAUUGAAGCACUAGAUCCACCGCUUCUCCAUGUCCCCCUCGAUAUCUCGCCUCCAGGGUGUACGAACCCAUGGCGUACUAUUGCGAUCAACCUAGCAACAGCUAUCACACACUUUGCUACUGCACCCUAUGCAAUCGAUGAGCCACACACGGCGCUCAUCCCUUCGGGAAACUAUGCUUCCACAAGUUAUCUGAAGGUUCAUGCCAAUUGUCGACUAAGACGCAUAUGGCUUUCUCGGUCUGCUGAUGGAAGCGCAAAUCAAGCCUGGGAAUUUGGUCUGUAUACCGGCUAG
Messenger RNA from Rhizoctonia solani, 789 nucleotides. RefSeq names its product transcription factor IIB. Gene Ontology annotation, biological process: positive regulation of cell motility; regulation of cilium beat frequency involved in ciliary motility; cilium assembly. The coding region runs from base 1 to 789 and encodes 262 amino acids. The record is from RefSeq and is a predicted model, not a curated record. Lineage: Eukaryota; Fungi; Basidiomycota; Agaricomycetes; Cantharellales; Ceratobasidiaceae. Gene Ontology annotation, cellular component: motile cilium; ciliary basal body. The transcript has 3 exons.